AUGGCAAUUAAAAUAAAAAUAAUUUCGUCAUCAGAUAAUGCAAACACGUGUUUACAUGCUGUACAAUUAUGGGAAAAAUAUAAAGACAAAUUUUCAGAAGACUUUCUUAGAAAUAUAUCUAACAAUGAUGAAGGCACAACUAAUGAUAAUUUCCGUGAUCUUGCCAUAAAUCAGUGCUUAUUAGCUCUUCAGGAUGAGUUAACAGCAGUUGGCGGUAAAUCACUAUGUGAAUAUGGUUUGCCAACACCAACCUCAGUCGGAGAGGUAACUAAUAGGGAAUAUUCCGCAGAGAUUGGUUACAACUUAAUGGAACUGCUGACAACAUUAGAAAACGGUGUCCCAAUGAUGACUGCAGAACAACGUUCAGUUUAUGACCGUGUGUGCGGAAGUGUUCAAAAUAAUUUGGGAACAAUAUGGUUUUUAGAUGCACCUGGAGGAACUGGGAAAACCUUUUUGACUAAAUUAAUAUUGGCUUAUGUUCGAAAUCAGCGUAAAAUAGCUCUUGCCGUAGCUUCAUCUGGGAUAGCUGCAACAUUGCUACCAGGAGGUAAAACGGCUCACACUAUGUUCAAAAUACCAAUUGAUUUAGAUCGCACGGAAAGUCCAACCUGUAGUAUUUCAAGAAAUAGCGACAAAGCAAAGGUAUUACGCGAGUGUAAUUUAAUCAUAUGGGAUGAAUGUACGAUGGCCCAUCGAAAAGCAGUAGAAGCGGUAGAUAGAACUUUAAGGGAUAUAAGACAAAAUGAUCGACCAAUGGGCGGUAUCACGGUUUUAUUUUGUGGUGAUUUCCGACAAACCUUACCGGCGUAUGCGCCCACUGAAAACUCGCUUCAGGAAGAAAUAGACUGUUUUUAUGAUGACUUAGCGAAUGCCCACGAUACCGUAUCUACUGAGUAUAUAUUCUCUAUGGGAGAUUUUAAUGCCCAAAUCGGAAUUCCUGAAAAAUUCGAGAGACCCAUUGCAGGCGAGUAUGGUUAUGGCAUUAGAAGUGCUCGAGAUCUCUUAAUGGCUCAAAAUAUUUACAAUGCGGAGGAGUACUACCAACAAAUUAUCCACCACAUCAAGUCAAGUCUAUCAAACAUUAAAGGUUCACAAAAGAACAAAAUACUAUCUGCUAAAAAAGCUUUUAAAGAACUUAAUCAAACCAAAUCAUGGGUACCUUUCCUGCAUUCUGGCGAUAACAAAUGCAAGUCUCGCACAGAAAUAAUAAAAACAGCUACCGAUUUUUAUGCUAACCUAUACAGGGAACCACCCGCACAAAAGCAAACCAAGACUGACUACCACUAUACAGACACAACUCCAACCGUACAGUUUACAGAAAAAGAAAUCUUGAAACAAAUAAUGAGACUUAAGCCGGAAAAAAGCCCAGGGCCAGAUGGGAUCACUAACGAAUGUAUCAAGGUUGCGCAGACUCUACUACUGACACCAAUCACCAUCCUAUGGAAUAAAAUACUCGAGGAUGAAGCUGUGCCGCACCAAUGGUUGGAAUCUGAAAUUACUCUGCUAUACAAAAAAGGCGACCCAGCAGACUUGGGAAACUAUCGUCCUAUAAGCCUUAUGUCUAGCUUUUACAAACUUUUUGCCUCCUGCUUGCUUGAAAGAAUAGGCCCUGUUAUCGAUUCACAUCAACCGAUCGAACAAGCUGGGUUCAGAAGUGGUUUCAGCACAUUGGACCAUAUCCAAGUAGUGGACCAGGUGAUUGAGAAAUUCUCAGAAUUCAAUAAGCCCUUGUACCUAGCCUUCGUAGACUAUAAAAAAGCUUUUGAUACAAUUUCACACGAAAGCAUCUGGGAAUCACUGAAAGCACUAAACAUAAACAAAAAAUAUAUUAACAUCCUAAAUCAAAUUUACAAUAACAGUACAAGCAAAGUCAAGCUAGAUAGAGUAGGCGAACCAUUCAAGAUAAGAAGGGGAGUCCGUCAAGGAGACCCAAUUUCGCCUAAAUUAUUCAUAGCCGUCUUACAACACGUAUUAGGAAAAUUACCGUGGUCCAAUCGAGGCAUUAAUAUGAAUGGAAACAUGCUUAGUCAUCUCAGAUUUGCCGAUGAUAUAAUAUUGUUUGCGGAAAACCCUCACCACCUAAGUAAGAUGAUCAAUGAACUUAACCAGGCUAGCAAAAAUAUUGGAUUGGAAAUUAAUAUCGACAAAACAAAAAUAAUGACUAACCACACUGAGACGCCCAUCUUACUGGAUUCCCCUCUCGAGUACGUAAAUAAAUAUAUCUACUUAGGCAAACAGAUUUCUUUUAGUAAGGAAAGAAACCUUGAAGAAGUAAACCGAAGGGUCGCAAUUACGUGGAGCAAGUUCUGGAGCUUUAAAGAAAUUCUUAAAUCGCAACUUCCGCUAGCAACUAAAAAAAUAGUCAUGGACACAGCACUACUGCCCUGCCUCACUUAUGGGUGCCCAACAUGGACCUUCGACCACAAAAUUAGAUAUAAAAUCCAGACUUCGCAAAGAAGAAUGGAAAGAAGCUGCCUAGGCAUCAAACUUAGAGAUAGGAUAAAGAACAUCGACAUUCGAAAAAAAACAAAAGUAUGUGAUGCCUUAGGUUUUUCACUGAAGGGAAAAUGGAAGUGGGCGGGUCACUUGGCUCGUUACAAAGACGACAGAUGGACCCUCAGGUCAGUUAAAUGGUCGGGGCCAAGAGGCACCAGGACAAGGGGUCGACCAAAGGCAAGAUGGGCUGACGAAAUAGUAGCAGUCGCUGGCGGAAAUUGGCUGAACUUGGCCCAAAACAGGGAUAAGUGGCAUUCUUUGGGGGAGGCUUUUACCCGUACGGGGUCCAUAUAG
This is a messenger RNA of Colias croceus (clouded yellow), 2790 nucleotides long. RefSeq lists its product as uncharacterized. The record is from RefSeq and is a predicted model, not a curated record. Lineage: Eukaryota; Metazoa; Arthropoda; Insecta; Lepidoptera; Pieridae. The transcript is spliced from 5 exons. Bases 1 to 2790 code for a protein of 929 amino acids. Gene Ontology annotation, biological process: telomere maintenance; DNA repair. Gene Ontology annotation, molecular function: DNA helicase activity.